Molecule: messenger RNA, 2370 nt
Organism: Ictidomys tridecemlineatus (thirteen-lined ground squirrel)
Lineage: Eukaryota; Metazoa; Chordata; Mammalia; Rodentia; Sciuridae
Gene: Mtfr1l
Product: mitochondrial fission regulator 1 like
Biological process (GO): aerobic respiration; mitochondrial fission
Cellular component (GO): mitochondrion
Source: RefSeq, a predicted model, not a curated record
CGGGGCCGCCGUUCGGUGCGCAGCUGCAGAGGACAGCUUCCGGGAGGCGGGCCGGCGGAAGUGAGGGCGGUCGAGGCUGGGCCGGCUGCUGCGGUAGGAGGGGCCGUGAGGUGAGAGAGUCCCGUAGCCGGAGUCUGAGGAAGGGAAAUCUGUGGUUCCUUGAGAUGGCCUGAUAUGAAGGAGUCACACGUCCUGCCUCCCCGAGCUGCCCUGUGGCUACCUUGUCCUUCAAGUGCAGGAGCUGGCUGAAAUGUCGGGAAUGGAAGCUAAUGUGACUAUUCCAAUCUGGCAAAACAAGCCACAUGGGGCUGCUCGAAGUGUAGUGAGAAGAAUUGGGACCAACCUACCCCUGAAACCAUGUCCCCGGGCAUCAUUUGAGACCCUGCCCAACAUCUCUGACCUGUGCAUGAGAGAUGUGCCCCCAGUCCCUACUCUGGCAGACGUUGCCUGGAUUGCUGCAGAUGAAGAGGAGACAUAUGCCCGGGUCAGGAGUGAUACACGGCCCCUGAGGCAUACCUGGAAGCCCAGUCCUCUGAUUGUCAUGCAGCGCAAUGCCUCUGUGCCCAACCUGCGUGGGUCUGAGGAGAGGCUCCUGGCCUUGAAGAAACCAGCCCUGCCAGCCCUAAGCCGCACCACUGAGCUGCAGGAUGAGCUGAGCCACCUGCGCAGCCAGAUUGCCAAGAUAGUAGCAGCUGAUGCAGCUUCGGCUUCAUUAACGCCAGAUUUCUUAUCUCCAGGAAGUUCAAAUGUCUCUUCUCCCUUACCUUGUUUUGGAUCCUCAUUCCACUCUACAACUUCCUUUGUCAUUAGUGACAUCACCGAGGAGACCGAGGUAGAGGUCCCUGAGCUUCCAUCAGUCCCCCUGCUUUGUUCUGCCAGCCCUGAAUGUUGUAAACCAGAACACAAAGCUACCUGCAGCUCGUCUGAAGAGGAUGACUGCAUCUCUCUGUCCAAGGCCAGCAGCUUUGCAGACAUGAUGGGUAUCCUGAAGGACUUUCACCGGAUAAAACAGAGCCAAGAUCUGACCCGGAGUUUAAUGAAGGAGGAAGACCCUGCUGUGCUUAUCUCUGAGGUCCUAAGGAGGAAGUUUGCUUUGAAGGAAGAAGAUAUCAGUAGAAAAGGAAACUGAUGGCACUCCACUCUGCAAACUCAGUCUCUUGCUCCUGGAAUUCCUUCAAUAGCUGCCUUCCUCACCGCAGAUGUUUCUGCCUCUCAAUACAGUCUUGCUGACAAGCUAGAUCUUGGGCUGAAAGAGAAGAGCUGGAUUAUAUGUUUUCCAUUUGAGCUGAGACACUUGUUUCAGGUAGUUGUAUAUGGUGGAGUCUCAGCUUAAGGAGAAUGAAAGAAGUUUGUUUUUCCUUGUCCCUGUGUGAAAAUAGGACCUAAAUGAAUGACUGACUUCACUGCAUUAGACCCCAUAACUGGUCUCACCAGACACCUUGUGCCAGCUGUCACUUACUCUCAGCAGCUUUCUUGCAGCAGAGCAGAGCUGAGGGGAAGGGGCUACAAGUGUUUAUGUACAUGUUCACAGGGCAGGGAAUAUCUUAUGCUGCUCCAUCAUAAACCUACACCAAUGCCCAGCAGUCACACCUUCCCUGUCUAGAUGUAGAGUUCAGGCCACUGGACCAGCCAAGACUUGGGCUGCUAUUGGGAGGCCUAGGCUAUUUUUUCUUAAACAUGUUUUAUAAUACUGUACAACCAAAUCUACCCUCCAAGGCCCUGAGGCCUCAUCACUUCCACCGACUGAAAACUUUUCUUCCACGGACUCUAGUAAGUCCAGUAGGUAAGAGAAAUGGGGAGGGGAAAGAGCAUACCAUCCUUUCAGGCCCUUGGCUGACUAUUCCAUUGAAUUGGGCCAAGGUACAUACUUAACUGCAUCAUGCAUGCAUGACUCAGAUGCCCUCAGGGCCCUUUCUCUAGGUAUGUAUACUGUGUGUGUUUGGGUUGAAACACUAGCUGAUAUUAAAUGAAGGAUUUGGAGAAAUAGUACAUUUUCUUUGUCCAUCUCUUGAGUUGUGAUUAUCCAGCAUCCUUUAAGGGUAGAGGAUUUCUAUUAAUUUUAAGGUACAUGAACUUUCUUAAACAGGCUCCUGGCUUACUCUUUUUUCAAGGUCCUGCACUUUAGUAAAAGUAAACUUCCCUAGGAAGUUUCUUUCCCCAUUAUGGAGAGAUUUUGCCCUAAACUCUUAAAAGCAGUUCCAUCUUAUACUUACAGGUUUGCCCCUAGAGGUUGUUUAAGCCUCAGGUACUCUACCUGCAACAUGAGAAACUGCCACCUUGUGGACUAUGCUUUGGGUAAGAAAGGGCCAAAUAAGAUCUGUUCAGGGCAAUGACAGAAUAUAUUAAAAAGUUUCUUUUUCAAAAAUAAAA